Papilio machaon (common yellow swallowtail) is the source of this 1234-nucleotide messenger RNA. Its product is annotated as testicular acid phosphatase. Gene Ontology annotation, biological process: dephosphorylation. Gene Ontology annotation, molecular function: phosphatase activity. The transcript is spliced from 7 exons. The record is from RefSeq and is a predicted model, not a curated record. NCBI's taxonomy places the organism in Eukaryota, Metazoa, Arthropoda, Insecta, Lepidoptera, Papilionidae. Bases 86 to 1234 code for a protein of 382 amino acids.
AUUGUGUUUAUUUUUGAAGUGUGAAGUUUUGUACUAGCGUAUAGUUUACGGUAAAAAUCUAGUUUAGUUCUAGCUAGUUUGAACAAUGUUGGCCUUAAUAUCGGUAGUGUUUGUUUUUUGUACUUCAAACGCGUAUAUUGUUCGACACGAACCUGAUAUAUUACUAGGUACAGAUUUGGUUUUAACAUUUUUGGUUCACAGACAUGGAGAUAGAACACCAGUACCUCAAUACGUGAACUUCAGUGACCAACAGGAACAGCUCGAGGAAUUAACCAAGCCCAUCGGUUUUGGACAACUGACUGAUGCAGGAAAGCGCCGAGCGUAUGAGCUUGGUAACUUCAUACGUACCAGAUAUGGUGAAUUCCUAUCCCCUCAGUACAACCGCUCCGAGAUCUACCUUCGCUCCACUGACUCCACGCGCGCUAAGAUGACGAUCCUCGUAGAGAUGGCGGGUGCGUACUCCUCGGAUGGCCACGGCUGGAGUGAGGAUGUCAACUGGGUCCCCGUACCUUAUACUACGAUGCCAUUGCAGUAUGACUUUCUAAUGGGAAUGAAUUGCCCAAAGUUUAUGGAGCAUUUUGAUAAAAUUUCUAGAAGUAGUGUACCAGAAAUGCAGAAACACAGCAGUGUUAUAGAUCGCCUCUCAUCAAUUCUGAAAAUUGAUUUAAGAAGUAGACCGGUACAGAUUUAUUUUGCGUACGAUGUUUUUGUAAGUCAGAUAAGCAUGGGACUUCCCGUUAAGCCAUCUAUCCAAGAAAUGAUGCCUGAAAUCAAAAUGGCGGCGGACACAGCCUUUGAUCUACUAUUUGGAUUAAAUCAAACCAUGUUGCCUUUACAAGCCGGUCUUCUCUUAAAGGAGUUCUUCGAAGUAUCCUUUGCAGCGGUAGAUGGUGAGUCAUCGCCGAAAGUGAGGAUAUAUUCAGGUCACGACGUCAACGUGUAUGCAUUAGAGGCCAUUUCGAGAGUUACACCUCAAGGAUCGCCGCUAUACGCAGCACUGUUCGCGUUGGAGUUGCGGAAAGUGCGUGAAACUGGAAGAUAUGUGGUCCUACCAGUAUACGUAAGUUCUCCUGGUGAACCAGUCCAGUACUUACAAGUAAAGGGCUGUGAUUUGCUCUGCGAUUUGAAUAGAUUCUACGAGAUCACAUCCCCAGAUCUGAUAGACGUAGAUGAGUGGAAAUUACGCUGCAACUACGAUAGAAAUGCUAAAUUUAAUACUAAUGGUUUCGAAUGA